AUGGUCCUCAAACUUUACGGAUUCCCUCUUUCCACUUGUACUCGUCGAGUACGCACCGUCCUCGCAGAAAAGGGUGUCGAGGCCGAAUUCCACUCAGUCGACCUGGCCAAGGGCGAACAAAAAUCAGAGUCCUACCUGAAUGACCUGCACCCAUUCGGCAAAGUUCCCGUUCUCCAAGACACUGAGACGGGUGUUCAGAUUUUCGAAAGCAGAGCCAUCAACCAGUACCUUUCCAGCAAGUACGCCGGGCAAGGAACCACACUCUCCCCUCCCGAGUCCGAUCUGAAAGCCUGGGCUCUGUACCAACAGGCACGUAUACACCCCGUCGCAUACACGAACCACACUAACAGGAUGCAGGCUCUCUCUAUUGAACAAUCCUACUUCGACCCGAUCGUUUCCCAGAUCGCUUUCGAGAAAGUCUUCAAAGUCCGCAAGGGUCUCGGUGAGACCGACGAGGCUCGCGUCCAGGUCCUCUUUUCGCAGCUCACGCCCGUCCUCGAGGGCUAUGAGCGCGUUCUUUCCAGGCACAAGUACCUUGCGGGUGACCAGGUGACACUUGCGGAUUUGGCCCAUCUGCCGUAUGGGGUGUUUGUGGAGCAGUUCGGUUUCGCUGAUCUUCUGCCAAAGUAUCCCCAUGUUCAGAAGUGGUGGGAGGAGCUGAAGGCGAGGGAGAGCUGGAAGAAGGUUACUGCUUAG
Molecule: messenger RNA, 696 nt
Organism: Aspergillus oryzae RIB40
Lineage: Eukaryota; Fungi; Ascomycota; Eurotiomycetes; Eurotiales; Aspergillaceae
Product: glutathione S-transferase family protein
Exons: 2
Coding region: 1-696 (231 amino acids)
Cellular component (GO): cytoplasm
Molecular function (GO): glutathione transferase activity; glutathione binding
Source: RefSeq, a predicted model, not a curated record